AUGUCCAGAUCAGUUAACGGAGACAAAGAAGAUUUCAGAAGUUCCAUUGAGUCCGAAGGAGUCAUCCAACAAGAGAAUGUUUUUGUUGGCCAGCUACAAAUGCAGAAGGCACAUAGAGCAUUGGACGAAGAAGUGAUUCAGGAUGGAAUCAGCCUCACUGACCUCGAAUAUGAUCUGCAGGAAGGACAAGAUUCUACAUCUGAUUUGCAGAAGAAAGAGAAUCAUGAGCUUUUCGAUGAGAUCUUCACCGAUCUAACCAAUGAAUUUAAACCUUGA
Microthlaspi erraticum is the source of this 276-nucleotide messenger RNA. The record is from the annotation of a GenBank genome assembly. NCBI's taxonomy places the organism in Eukaryota, Viridiplantae, Streptophyta, Magnoliopsida, Brassicales, Brassicaceae.